UACCCUUUAUUCGUUUAAUGUCACGAUUCACGACAAACAUGUAACUAAUGACAUUAUUUUAUGUCCCUUUCUAUAAAUUUCUGAAACCGCUAAAUCUCAUACGUACAAAGAUAAAGGGUUAGAACAAUUUUGAAAACUCGAUUGUUGUAAUGGCUACUGUUAAACGAGUAAGAAAUAGAAAAUGCGUGCCGAUUCUAAAUACAGAAGGGACAUUUAUUAAACCGAUAAUAAAUCCUAAAUAUGAUAGUAAAGAAAUUUAUUGCCAAAAUUUACCGACGUUUCAAAGAAUGCAUUCGCAUCACACACUAUCUAGUGCCAGACGAUUUGUUGGAUAUAAACCGUUCAGUCAUCUUAUUCCCAAAGACGAACUGGAUUUUGUUUUAAACGCUUCUUUUAAUCAAACUUCGGAGGUAUUUCCCAGUACGGUAGAUAUUUAUUCCCAGCCUGAAACUAGAGGCAUUGAAACCGGCAGACAAUUACGUAAUACGAGAGAUUUAACACCUGUUAGAGAAGUGCAAGCAUCUGUCGAAGAUACCGCCGAAGAUAUAAAAAAAGAACCCGAUAAAAGAAAAGGAAAACACGUAAAAAUACCGCAUAGAUAUAAUUUUAGUCAUAAAGUUUUAAUCGGGGGUGUAACGGAUAAAAAACACCCCAGUAACAUAAAACUGAUGAAUUCUUCUCAUCACAGUCCUCAAACGAACGCAGGUUAUUCUAGACAAGAUUCUGACGGCAACGUUUAUCAAUAUUAAUAAAACUAAAUCAUAUUUUUGUAUAUAAUAAUUUGGUUUUGAUGAAUCUGUAAUAUAUUUAUUUAAGUA
Messenger RNA from Diorhabda carinulata, 818 nucleotides. RefSeq lists its product as uncharacterized. The transcript is spliced from 3 exons. NCBI's taxonomy places the organism in Eukaryota, Metazoa, Arthropoda, Insecta, Coleoptera, Chrysomelidae. The record is from RefSeq and is a predicted model, not a curated record. Bases 150 to 749 code for a protein of 199 amino acids.